Molecule: messenger RNA, 2160 nt
Organism: Leptosia nina
Lineage: Eukaryota; Metazoa; Arthropoda; Insecta; Lepidoptera; Pieridae
Source: the annotation of a GenBank genome assembly
AUGCCGCGUGUAAGAGGAGACAACUACUCUAAACGAUGGCUCAGUCAGUGUAUCACAGCUAUGAAUAUAAUUGAUAACUUACUAACAAAAGUGUUCAGAAUGGUUGUUGGAUCUACUUCAUAUCCAGGGAGGCAAGUGCUCCACAAAAUGCAACCAAUGGGCAUGACACCCAGGGAGCUCUCUGAAUACGACGACCUGGCCACGGCACUCAUAAUAGAUCCCUAUCUCGGGUUUACGACACAUAAAAUGAAUAUUCGUUAUAGGCCUUUGAAAACUAAUAAGGAAGAGCUAAAGAAUAUAAUCAAGGAGUUCAUUCAAACACAGGAUUAUAAUAAGGCUUAUUCCAAGUUAGCAAAUGGGGAUUGGAUGCCAAGGCAUUUCAGUAAAAAUAAACAUCAACAAAACAAAUUAAGAGAGCAUAUAUACCGUUACUUAAGAAUAUUUGACAAGAAAGCUGGUUUUGUUAUUGAGCCAUGUUAUAGAUAUUCAAUGGAAGGACGUGUUGGAGCUAAGAUUUCAACCACAAAAAAGUUUUACAAGCAUGAAAGAAUAGAUUUUUUAGUUGGUUGUAUUGCUGAAAUGACAGAAGAAGAGGAAAAACAACUGCUUCAUCCAGGGAAAAAUGACUUUUCAGUAAUGUAUAGUUGUAGAAAAAAUUGUGCUCAGUUAUGGCUGGGCCCAGCUGCUUAUAUAAAUCAUGACUGUAGACCUACUUGUACAUUUGAAGCCACAGACCGUGGAAAAGCGUUUGUUAGAGUUUUGAGAGACAUUGACGUUGGGGAGGAAAUCACUUGUUACUAUGGAGAAGAUUUUUUUGGAAAUGGAAAUUGUUACUGUGAAUGUGAAACAUGUGAAAGGCGAGGUAAAGGUGCAUUUUCUGUUCAAAACCCACACAAUGACGAACAAGCCUCAAGGUAUAGAUUUAGAGAAACAGACAAUAGGAUUAAUAGGACAAAAGCAAAACUCAUACAAAAACCUGUAAAUGGUAAAAAUAAUGAUAAACCUCGAAUAUCAAGUCGGCAAGUGCCUAAUAUUGUCUCACCUCUGAGUAUGAAAGAAAUGAAACAAAAAGGUCUUACAAAAUAUGAUGCUGAGCUUUUAAUUGCUCAGGGUUGUAUUGCAGAUGUAAUUGACAGACCUGACCAAAAAGAAACACAAGGCAGCCGUGAGUCUUCAGUUUCAAAUCGAAGUGAAAGGUUAAGACGACGUAGAGAUAGUGGCCGAACUUUAAAUGGUACCACUGCUCAAAGUCAAACAAUCUAUACUAGAUGUUGUAGUAUAACAAGUUCACGCAGUAGCAAUGACUCACAUUCAGGAAUUGUUUUAAGAAGCCAUAAACGCCUCUUGGACACAACAGGUUCACCAGCUACUUUUUCUAAAAAUAGAAGUCAUUCCAAACACUCUUCAGAUGCUAAGUUAGCAAGAAAUCACAUGGCACCAAAAACAGAACCAAAUUUACCAACUUUAGAAGAAAGUAAAAAUAUCAAAAUUGAACCAGUCACAGAGGAGCAUCAGGAACCUGAAGGAGCAGUUGAGAUUAAUGCAGAGGACACUUGUUGUAAAACCAUAGAUAUUGGGAGCAAAUGUGAUGCCACGGAAUCUCUAACACAGGAAACUGAAAAAUGUAUAUUAACAGACACUAAACCUGAAAUCCAAGAACAUCCCAAUGAAAUUAAGGAUACCAUUAAAGAAGAAGUAAGUUUAGAAAAACAAAGUGAGCAAUGUGAUUUUAGAGAGAACAUCAAAACAAAUGAUUCUAAUGAUAAUAACAACAAACAUCAAAAGGGUAUUUCUAAUAGUACUAAAAAAGGAUCAGAUUCUGGUCCUCCUUGGGUUGCAGACAACCCUGAUAAAAAGAGUGAAUGUCCAUGCACUCCUCCACGGAGAGGUUUAAAGCUGACAUUACGUGUGAAACGAAGUCCUGUUGUAGAGGAAGUGAUGGAGUGUGGAAGUACAAGUGAACCGCCUGAAUAUGAAGUAUUAAGGUUGGAGGGUGUUGAUCCUGAGACGGCGAGGCGUCUUAAAAAGAGGCGUCGAUCUAAAGAACGACAUCGUAAACAUAACUCUAUCCGUCCUCUGCCUCCAAUGAAGCGCUUAAGAUUAAUUUUUGGCAACGAAAGUCGUACUAUUGAUUUACCUCCUGCCAUAAUGGCAGACUGA